CGCCCGAGGCACACACGCGCAAUGCAUGGUUUCGACAGCCGAAAGGUGUGCAAUUGCAAUCACUUGGCCAGUGAGAGAUGGAGCGAAAGAAAUGCGCCUGCAGCAUCUCGAGCCGGGGUUGAUUACAUGGCUCCCAUCACCAAUUGGCUCUUGGCCUGGUACGACAUCGAGAAGCGGGAAAUCAUACGAAUGCCCAGGCUAUCAAGGCGGGCUAGGGUUAUAGACACGCCACACGCACCUUUUCUCUGCUUGCUCUUCUUAUCGCGCCGACCGUCGAUCAGUGCCUACUUGCUAUCUAUAAAACGUCGUUGAUCCCAGUCCCUGGUACAUGGCCUUUAUAGUGCAAUUCUUUGCGCUCCUCCUCAAAAAUAUACUCUGAUCGGUAGGCCUCAAGACCCUCCGUAUUCGGACACAAUGGCCUCGACCGGCAAUGACUACGUUACUCACCAUCCUUAUGACGUUGACAAAUCCCGGAACGUCAGGGUUGAUGAAGAGAAGAACUUCGCAGUCGGCCCUCGUCGCCCAAGCGUAGUGGGGUCGGUGAGGGAGGUUUCUGAUCAGACGCAUAGAAAACUCCGAAGUCGACAUAUCCAACUGAUUGGAAUCGGUGGAACGAUUGGCACGGCCCUUUACGUUCAAAUUGGCCGAGGAUUAAUGAACGGAGGCCCAGGAUCUUUGUUCCUCGCAUUUUCACUAUGGUGUACUGCCAUUCUGGCUGUGACCGUCAGUAUUGCCGAAAUGGUCACUUACCUUCCAAUCUCCUCGCCUUUCAUUCGCUUCGCUGGCCGCUACGUCGACGAUGCUUUUGGAGUGGCUGCCGGCUGGAACUUCUUCGUGUUCGAGGCCGCUCUCGUGCCCUUCGAAAUCGUGGCUUGCAAUGUCAUCAUCGGUUUCUGGAGCAACGUGGUACCAACUGGUGCCAUUAUUGCGAUUGUGAUUGUCCUCUACGGUGUGAUCAACCUGUUGGCCGUAAAAUGGUACGGCGAGACUGAAUUCUGGGCGGCGAUCGGAAAGGUGCUGCUUAUCAUUGGCCUCCUCAUCUUCACCUUCAUCUCUAUGCUUGGUGGUAAUCCCCAGAAGGACAGAUACGGAUUCCGCUAUUGGAAGAACCCAGGAUCGUUCACGGAGCUUCACUACAACGGCCAACUUGGCCGAUUUCUAGGCUUCCUCCAGUGCCUCAUCCAGGCCUCUUUUACAAUUGCUGGUCCGGACUAUGUUUCGAUGGCGGCGGGAGAGACAGAAAAUCCUCGAAAAGUCAUGCCCCGUGCGUAUAACGCUGUGUUCUACCGUCUGACCUUCUUCUUUGUGCUUGGUUCUCUUGCCGUCGGUAUCAACGUCCCGUUCAACGACCCGGAACUACGCGCUGCUUUCAGGGACGGGAAGCCCGGUGCUGCGGCCUCGCCCUACGUUAUCGCUAUGAACAGGCUCAGGAUUGAAGGGUUGCCCCACGUCGUCAACGCCGGAGUCCUCGCUUCAGCCUUCUCAGCCGGAAAUUCCUACGUGUACUGCGCGUCUCGAUCCCUCUUUGGUCUGGCUCUCGAAGGCAAGGCGCCGAAGGUCUUGACUAAGUGUACAAAGCAGGGUGUACCUUUUUAUUGCGUCGCCAUCGUCCUAGCCCUCUCCCUACUUUCUUUCCUGCAGCUAGGCGAGAACUCAGCUGUCGUCUUGAACUGGUUUGUGAGCCUGGUGACAACCUCGCAACUCAUGAAUUAUAGCGUCAUGUGCUUCACAUUCUUGCGUUUCUACAAGGCAUGCCAGGUCCAGGGUCUCGAUCGAAACACACUGCCAUACAAGGGCAUCCUCCAGCCCUACGCCGCGUACUACGGACUCGUGACUACGUUCGUCAUGACAUUUGUUGGUGGUUACACGGUCUUUCUAAAGGGAAAAUGGGACCUGACAUCAUUUCUGUUUUCAUAUCUCAUGGUCUUUAUUUUCCCCAUUCUAUUCGUUGGCUGGAAGAUCCUUAAGAAGACUAAGUGGAUCCGACCGCACGAAGUCGACCUCAUUACCGAUCUGGCGGAGAUAGAAGAGUACCAUCGCGAUUUCGUGGAGAGGCCCGAACCAAACAUGUUCAACCGUGUUUUGGACAAGUUGUUUGGCUAGGAAAAACUUCCGUUGCAAAGCGAUACUCGGGGGUGAUGGUGGCGGCCAAGUUCGUACAUAUGUGGCUACGACUUUAACAGUACAGCAUGGGUUUAUACUGAAUCUGGGCCGCAAUUCCUGUACAUUACUGAGAUGGAAAUUCGUCCUAUGUAUACCAUGCUCAAGCUAGCAU
Molecule: messenger RNA, 2275 nt
Organism: Cucurbitaria berberidis CBS 394.84
Lineage: Eukaryota; Fungi; Ascomycota; Dothideomycetes; Pleosporales; Cucurbitariaceae
Exons: 6
Coding region: 415-2103 (562 amino acids)
Biological process (GO): amino acid transmembrane transport
Cellular component (GO): membrane
Molecular function (GO): amino acid transmembrane transporter activity
Source: RefSeq, a predicted model, not a curated record